Molecule: messenger RNA, 918 nt
Organism: Cynara cardunculus var. scolymus (artichoke)
Lineage: Eukaryota; Viridiplantae; Streptophyta; Magnoliopsida; Asterales; Asteraceae
Exons: 4
Coding region: 1-918 (305 amino acids)
Source: RefSeq, a predicted model, not a curated record
AUGGUAAGUCUUAUUACAGUUGAUAGGUUCAUGUUCAUGUUGAUUUUGGGGCAUGUUCAUGUUGUCUUGGCGGUUGGCUACUGCCAUGGUGCUGUGGCAACCAUGGCAACCAUGGUGUUGUCUUGGCUGUUGGCUACUGCCACAGUUUCUUGCUCCUGUGUUGAUAGGUUCAUGUUCAUGUGGCAACCAUGGCAACCAUGUGACAUUAUUUGUGUGAAUGAGUUACGAAUGGAUAGGAAUGCAUUUGCUAUUUUGUGUGAGUUGCUAAAAACACGGGGUGGACUAUUAGAUGAUGGUAACGUGACAAUUAAAGAACAAAUUGCUACAUUUGUAAACAUUUUAGCACAUCACACCAAAAAUAGAUGUCUUCAAGUUAGCUUUUAUAGGUCGGGGGAAACAAUUAGUAGGUACGUUCAUCGAGUUUUAAGUGCUUUGUUGCGAUUGCAAGACAUUUUGUUUAGAAAACCAACUCCGGUAGAGGAUGAUUGUACCGACAGAAGAUGGAAGUGGUUUAAGGGUUGUCUAAGAGCAAUAGAUGGAACAUACAUUGAAGUGACUGUACCUGAGUCCGAUAAACCACGAUACCGAACAAGAAAGGUCAUAUUGCGAUUAAUGUGUUUCGGUAUUUUGAAGAAGCGUUGGGCCAUAUUACAAAGUCCUUCUUUCUAUCCAAUAAAACUUCAAGGAAGGAUGGUCAUAGCAUGUGCUUUGCUACAUAAUUUUAUUAGGAUGUACAUGGUUCUUGAUCCGGAAGAAAACACGACACUUACACUAGAAUAUAUGCCUAUAGGGGAAGAGCAAGUGGAAUCCAACGAUGAUGUUGAAUCUAUUGAUGUUAUUGAAUCGAGCAAUGAGUGGACUCAAUGGAGAGAUGACAUAGCCYAAGAGAUGUUUGAGUCGUGGAUGUCAAGUACAUAA